UUACCGAGGUCCACUGCACCAGCUGCAACUUGCUGCCACACGGCACAAACAUCCCCCUUCCAUGUCCAGCGGUUUAACGAUGGAUCACUCUUUCCUGCCUCGGUCCAUCUGGACCGGUGACAGUAAAUUCCUCCAGCAUCCAGCAGAUCUCUACAGCAGCGUGAUAGUUACGCGCAGCAUCCCUGCGGGCACGUGCUUUGGUCCAUGUGUGCUCCAAAACACUUUUUACGACACCAUCGCCUUCAUAGCGCAGAAAUCCUGCGACAAGAGAGCUAAAUCCUACGUGUUCAGGGUGGACCCCGAGGCCAUGCGUAAUUCUGCGCUGGUGCUGUCCUGGCUGCGGCUCGUGCAGGCUGCGCGCAAUGGAGAGGAGCAGAACACUGAGGCCUUUCUGAAAGCGGGUCAGCUCUAUGUGCGGACCACCCGGGACAUCAGGCAGGAAGAGGAGCUGCUGGUGUGGUACGACCAGGAGCUGUCUCACCUACUGGGGUUCACAGACAUGACCAGAGGAUCAAGUGAAGAAUUCAAAUGUGGCAGAUGUAACCAGCUCUUCAAGAAUGAAUAUCCUUUCUUGGCCCACUGCCGAUUCCUGUGUACUCAAGUAAAGAGUGACACCUGGAGCCGGGAGGUUUACGGGCACAAGCACGUGGAAAUUAAGAGGCAACACCGUGUGACAGAUUUCCACAACAUCGCCAGAGAUUUGGAACACAAAAAAUCUAGCAGCAACGAGGACGCAGAGAUUUCCCCCAAGAGAAGGAAAUACGAGGAGAAUCUUUAUCCCAAAGUGCGGAAAACAGUUCUGUUAGAAAAAACGAAUAUUUCAAAUGAUGAUAAUAUUACACAGCUGAUUAAGGUUCACGACCAGACAGGAGAUGCAUCUUCCUCUGCGGAAAAGCUGAAAGCCGAUAAGGUCAAACCGGAUCAUUUGGGAUGUAAGAAUGAUGCUUUUGCUGAAGUGGGAGAAGCCAAAGAGACUUUUACGCACGACAGAGAGAUGGACGCACGGUCGGCAACAGGAGAGAGCUCAAGUGUGCACUCAAGCAGCAGCAGUGCAUUUUCUCUGGUCCUGAGCAACAGUCAGGGCGAGCAGAAAAGCGCUUUCUGUAAACCGAGUAAAAGAACUUCUCCUAUUGACCCCCAGGCGCAUCUCAGCAGCGCUACAACAGCCCCCUCUAGUCGCCUAGAGGAGAUGACUGAUGCCUUUACCUCCAGGACUGUUAUGGGAUACAACACUCCAAUGGCAUCCAACCUCCUGAGCGGUGACUUACAGACUGUAGCCUCCCCGGUUGCAUUAAACAACGCUUUCCCUUACGCACCGGAGCAUUGGUCCAGGAACAUUGGCGCUCAGUUGCAGACCACAUCUUCCCUCACGAUCCUCCCGCCGACUUUCACCUCAUUCGGCGUCUCGGUGCAGAACUGGUGCGCCAAAUGCAACCUGUCCUUUCGCAUGACCUCCGACCUCGUCUUCCACAUGCGCUCUCAUCACAAGAAGGAGUUCGCUGCCGAGUCUCAGGUGAGAAGGAGGAGGGAGGAGAAACUCACCUGCCCUAUCUGUCACGAAUACUUCCGAGAGAGGCACCACCUGUCCAGGCACAUGACUUCUCAUAACUGAGACGAAAAUGGACAAAAAACACUGUAUUUAUUUCCUAACUGAUAUUUAACAUGUUUAUACUCCAGAUUAGGUGUAUAACAGGGAAUGUAGGUAAAUGUAAAGAAAAUAGCGAGACGGACAGACAUGCCCGUCCACUAGAUGACGAUAGAGGUCUGUGUGAGCUGAUCUCGCUGCAGUUCUGUUGUUUGUGCUCUUUUAGCCCCUGUAUGUUAGGUUGAUGAUUAUUUUGUGCCUUAUGGAACCAAGAAGGGAAGAAAGAGAAAGAGAUCUCGAGGACAGCUCAUGAUUGUCAUAAAUAUCUCGACGCAGUUCUCUUUAUUUAUCAGCUUUUCUUUGCUCUGACUUGUACAGA
Toxotes jaculatrix (banded archerfish) is the source of this 1964-nucleotide messenger RNA. RefSeq names its product PR domain containing 8 (gene znf488). Gene Ontology annotation, molecular function: protein binding. Gene Ontology annotation, biological process: regulation of DNA-templated transcription. The coding region runs from base 62 to 1612 and encodes 516 amino acids. Gene Ontology annotation, cellular component: nucleus. Lineage: Eukaryota; Metazoa; Chordata; Actinopteri; Toxotidae. The transcript has 4 exons. The record is from RefSeq and is a predicted model, not a curated record.